AUGACCGUCCUUACGCCACCAGACGCUCUCAAGCGUCGCACGAGCUCCUCCGGCUCGUUUCAUGCCGGCGCCCCGAUCCCCGGCGUACUGGGCCGCCGCUCCUCCGUGCACAAGUACCAGACGUUUCCAACAGAGCCGCCGAGCACGCCCAUGGGCGGUGUGCUCGGCAACGGGUCCGCGUCGUCGGGCGCGAGCUCCAUUGCCUCAUUGCCCUCGUCGCCGACCACGUCUGAGCACGAACACGCCGCCGGCGCCGAGACGCCGCUGCCCGUGCGGCAGCUCCUGCUGCUGGCGUACCUGUCGCUGUGCGAGCAGACGGCGCUCAACUCGCUCGCGCCGUAUCUCCCGGAAAUGGUCACCGCCAUGCCCGGUAUAGAGCCGGGCAAGACGGCCUUCUACAUUGGCGUCAUUGCUAGCUCCUUUGCCCUCGCCCAGCUAUCGACCAACUUUGCCUGGGGCUACUCGUCGGACCUCAUCGGCCGCAAGCCCGUCCUGCUCGCCGGCACCUUUGCGCUCAUGUGCUGCUUCGCCGUCUUUGGCCUGUGCAGGCAGUACUGGCAGAUUGUGCUGGUCCAGGUUCUUAUGGGCCUGCUCAACGGCAAUGCCGCCUGCGUCCCUACGGUGCUCGGCGAGGUUACGGACCGGUCGAACCAGAGCCAGGCGUUUGCCUACCUGCCCAUCAUCUACUCGCUUGGCAGCAUCACGGGCCCCGCUGUCGGCGGCUUUCUCGUCGGCCGGCUGGCUCCGGCCAAGUUCCCCUACCUGGCGCCCAACCUGGUGAGCGCCGUCAUGCUUGCCACCGGCUUCAUUGCAAUUCUCCUUUGGUUUGAGGAGACGCUAGACGGGGACGAGCGCGGGCCGGGCAAGCCAAAGUGGCUGCGCAGACUCGCGAGCUGGUUCAAGAGACUUGGCAGCAAGACGGAGCCGAACCGGCGGCAUUCAUGGAGUACCCGGUGGCCGCGUGGCCAGCAACAGCCUCUGCUCGCCUCGGACUCGUCAUCUGAAGACGAAGCCGAGGUGGAUGGGUUGAACGACUAUGAUGGCAACAAACCUGGACUGACCAAGCAAGAUAUAUGGAAGGAAAUAUUCAACCCCAUCACGAUUCUUCUCUUGAGUACCUACCUCAUCUUUCAGCUCUCCAACAUUAGCUUCAACUCGCUGUAUCCAGUCUUUGCAUCGACGCCGGCGCCCACUGGUCGUGAUCUCAAGCCUGGUAAAAUCGGAGCCUUUAUGAGUGCUGCUGGCGUCACGACUAUUGCAUUUCAGGCAUUUGUGUACGGGCGAGUGAGGAACAAGGUGGGAAGCCUGGGAACGUAUCGCUACGCGCUGCUUGGCCUCGCAAUAAGCAUGAUUUUGAUGCCCUGGGUGGGAUACGCCGAUGACGAGCCGCUGUUUGGCAUCGGGAGUGGUCAAAUGUGGCUGUACAUUGAGUUUUGCCUUGUGCUCAUCUUCAAGAACAUCUGCGCAGUCGGCGGCCUCUCUAGCGUCAUGCUGCUGGUAAGUAACCCUUCUUGUCUGGAUCGGGGUAUCGGGCAAUGGUUAACACGCACACAGAUCACCAACUCGGCACCUACACACGCGAGCCUCGGCACCCUCAACGGCCUCGCGCAGACUCUGUCCGCUCUCGGACGCAGCGUCGGCCCCAUCGUGUCCGGCGGCCUGUUUACCAUUUCUGUGCGCAUCCAGCCCAAAGGCGAGGCACUGGCGUGGAGCGUCUUUGGCGGCCUGGCUUUUAUUGGCUUUGUCGCGGCGCUAUUUGUCCGCGGCGACGGCCUCGAGAGCGAAGAAUGGGAAGAGGAGCAUGGCGGCUCCUCUCCUGAACACGAAGCAUAA
Cordyceps militaris CM01 is the source of this 1833-nucleotide messenger RNA. RefSeq names its product MFS transporter. The record is from RefSeq and is a predicted model, not a curated record. Gene Ontology annotation, molecular function: transmembrane transporter activity. Bases 1 to 1833 code for a protein of 610 amino acids. Gene Ontology annotation, biological process: transmembrane transport. The transcript has a single exon. NCBI's taxonomy places the organism in Eukaryota, Fungi, Ascomycota, Sordariomycetes, Hypocreales, Cordycipitaceae.